Molecule: messenger RNA, 5988 nt
Organism: Arthroderma uncinatum
Lineage: Eukaryota; Fungi; Ascomycota; Eurotiomycetes; Onygenales; Arthrodermataceae
Product: spermatogenesis-associated protein 13
Exons: 2
Coding region: 1-5988 (1995 amino acids)
Biological process (GO): intracellular signal transduction
Cellular component (GO): cytoplasm
Molecular function (GO): protein binding; guanyl-nucleotide exchange factor activity
Source: RefSeq, a predicted model, not a curated record
AUGUCUGCUCCUCUCGACAGCGACCUUGACUCUCCGGGGGACGUCCUGCUGCCCCAGACAACCUACGAGCCGCCAUCGUCCAGGGACGAUGCCUUCCCGGACCCUCACGACUUCUACCUCCAGUACCACCCCUUCGACGACCAGCAGCAUCUCCAGCACUCGCAUAACCAGCACGCCCACGGCCAGAUUCACCAGCAGAGCCCGCCCAGGGCCCGGAAGCUGUCUGAUCUCUCGCCCAGCAAGACCAGACGCGCCCUCCUCACGGCCACGGCCACACCGACAUUGACUACCGCCUCGGCGUCGAGCUACCAGAACAGACAGUCCUCGCUGCAGGACCUCGUCAACAAGUUCAACCAGACGCCGGACGAGGUCGUGCCCAAGCCGUCUGCUGCGUCUAUACACGCCCAUGCGAGGACGAACACGGCCUUCUACAAGGGACACCCUCGUCCUCCUUCAGCUACGGCUACCAGACGGCCCUUGUUCGGUGAAAUUAUACCCAGACAGACAUCCAAGACACCCACGCCCUCUUCAUCGUCAUCAGCCCAUUACAGCAAUCCACACUCGCUCCUCCACCCGGGUUCGGGCCCAAUUUCGAGCAGGGGGAGAGGCAGGAGUGGUUCGGACAGCUGCAUGCAUACGCCCAAACAGAUACACAUCUUGAACAACAACGCCGCGUUUGAACCACAACCGCAUUUUCACCCUCUCCCUACUUCCUCUUCUUCUUCCUCUCACGCAGCAGACAUUGUCGACUCGCCGACUGCAUGGUAUCUGCCUGCCCUCUCGCAUCGACGCUCGCGAAGUGACCUGGGCUCCCCCGUCUCUCCGCAACUGAACAUGCACCCACACCCUAUAUCGACAUCCUUUUCAUCUCGCCAAUCACAGUACCAGUCACAGUCCCAGUCCGGACAACACUCGAGAAUACCCCUUCCCUCCCGUCGAGCAAGCCAGGCCUCGGAUUCAGGCAACUCGUCGCCCUCGACACGCACAAACUCGGCCCUAGAUAGGUACGCUCCGUCGAGCGGCCUCCUACCCCCCAAGGGGGUCAGUUUACUCCCUAAGCCAUCACCGACCUCACCGCGAUUCCGCACUCGUUCCUCUUCAACAAACACUGCCGCAAGCUCGACUACCACCACCGCUGCUGGUUCGCGCCGGCAUAUUCCCCGAGACCAAAAGAGUCCCACCCUACAAGCAUUCAUAACAGCACCCUUGCCGAAGAAAUCCCCUCCUCUGCGCAGCUCGAGGCCUCGACAGCCCGUAUCCAGUGCCACCACGACAGCAUCCCGCGCGAGACUGGUAGAGCGGAUAUCAGGACUUCAGUCAAAGGACGGUGCCGGGUCGUCGUCUCGAGGAUCCGGUUCCGGGUCCAGGUCUUCGUCGAAGAAACCGCCAGAGCUAGGAAACGUAGAUUUUGCAGCUAGGCGGCAGAGGAUCCAGCAGGCCUUCAAUCGGACGGUGGAGGAGAAUGCUAAGAAGGAGGAAAGGGCAGCUGUACGACGUGAGCGUGAGAUCGCUAGGAAGAUGGCUAGACUUCAGCCACAAUCGCACCAAGAACAACCGCUACCGCAACCACAACCGGAAGCACAGGCACUAGAGGAAGGAUUGCCGUCGCCACCGGAGGAACCACAACAACUGCCUUCUACCGUACCUGACUUAGAGGUGGUCCCGGCACCGGUACUGGUAGAAGCAGAGGCCGACGUUGAACCGGCGUCAAUAACGCUCCCGGAACAGACACCGGCGGAAGACGAGGGGCCAGCCGCCAAUAAUGAGCCCGUGAGUGAGUGCGUUGAGCGAGAAUUCGUCAGUGAAGAAAACAAUGAUUCCUUCGUCACGCCCGACGAAGGCCGAUCACCUAUCCUACUACCCAUAGCAUAUAACCCGGAUCAGCAUCAGCAUGAACCGCCAGAGCAUGAACCUGAAGUCAUUGCAGAGCAUACAGAUGUACACAUACCCAACAUGACCUUACACGACUACCGACCAAAAACUCCAGAAUCAGAUAACACUGAUACAAUACCCCAAUCGGCCGUAACGGUGGGGACGGAAAUCACUACAUUCGACCCUGAGCCACAGGAUGGACUGGUCACUCACCGAACCAUGCUGAACCAUAUAAUGCAAAUGCGAGAAUCUAGCCCGAGCGUAUCGAGUACGUCUGACGGCCAUGAUGACCACGACACCGAGCACGAAGAUAGCACCGCUGACGACGGUGAGUCGAUACGUAUCAUGCUCCGACGGUCAAGGUACCUCGACUCGAUAGCGCAUGGGGUCGGGAAUCCACAGCAUCGAUGGAGUAUGAGUUCAUGGAACUCUUCGUUCCAAGAACAUCCGCCAUCUAGAGAUGUUGAGAUCGAGGUGGAGGAUGCCGACUCAAAGCUUCAGGAAGAUAGCUGCGAUAGCUCCCAUUCUUUACACGAAAAUGCAACAACUCCACAACCCAUCUUCCCACCCUCUCCGCCUUGUGAAACCGACGACUCCCAGACAGAUCUAUCGACCAAGCAUGGCAAUGAUGUAGGUGACGGUACUUCUCACAGUCUCGGUGAUGAUGCAGUAAUAGCCUCCCUGGAACGACGAUUCAGCAUGAACAUGGCAAACCACUACACGACUAUCGCCAAGCAAGCGCGCUGGGACUCGAAGCGAGCAACGCAAUUAUACCUACAGGAGCUAGCAAAGGCUGGAUAUGAGAGGCCGCGAGUCCCCAUUUUGACGCCAGGCAGUAGUGAGAGCGAAGGGAAGAGGCUCUCUGCUCAGGAUAGCGAGAGGAGAGGUAUAAGCAGCGAAAGGGAAGGUGAGGUUGAAGCUGAAGCUGAAGAUGGUGUUCUCGUACCUGACUCUGCGACAAUACCUACUGCUGAAUUCCUUCCUGCGCGCGCAAGUCUACAUCUACGAGAUGACUGGGAGACAUCACCUUCUAUUGCAGACUGGAUGCACCUGGCUGCUGGGGAGGAUGAGAUGCUGCAGCAGCAGCAGCAGCAGCAGCUCCACCAGCCAGAGCAUCAGUAUCAACAACAUCAACGUCAAGCGACGGAUGUAACAGAGAUUCUCCAUACAUCUACUUCAGCUUCUACCUCGGACCAAGAAGGUGCAGAGACCCCGAAGAUGCCAGGACCACCGCAGUUCGCGUCCAUAGACAGUACAGUGGAAGGACUUGGACUAGAGAUUCGCGUGCAGUCACCGCAGGAUGGAGACUCGCCUACACUACCAUCGCCAUUCCAUAUGCAUCUUCCCGCGCCAUCACAGCCUCCUCCUCCGCCUCCUCCUACUCUUCCUCCGGCAACUGCACCGACAGAAGAACAGCCAGCUGCCUUCGAAGCGUCUCCAAGCGUCUACACCAAUAGCCCCCCGUCAAGCGUGAUGCCCGCUCUACCUACCUUCCACGAUGCGCCACCUAGCAGUCGAAGUGAGGAUUCUUCGUUGCACAUCACCCCUCCGCAAACCAUCUCCUCCUCAACUUCGCACUCCCAAGAGCAGCCAUCAUCCCUAGCACCAGAGACUACAUCGCUGUUCCACGACAUACUCGACCCCGCUUCACGCAAGUCCCCCACCCCUGAGCAACGGCGGCUCAAGAAACGGCGAAACGUAAUCAAAGAACUGGUAGAUACUGAAUAUACCUUCGGCCAAGACAUGACUGUUGUCGUGGACAUAUACAAGGGUACAUCAAGUUCCUGCCUCGGCCUAUCACCAGAGGACGUCAAAACCCUAUUCGGCAACUCAGAGCAAGUCGUCCAGUUCUCAAUGGACUGGCAAGAUGCUCUCAAACAGGCGGCGAAAAGCAUCUAUGUCCUACCAAAGUCUCAGCGCUGGAGCAGUAAGCGGAGUAGCAAGUGUACCCAGAACAGUGCCGUAUUCAACAGUCCCGCCGACCCACAGCAGGUGGCUGAUGAAGAGAACGAUCGCAAGACCUCUAUUGGUGAAGCAUUCAUGGCUAACAUCGAGAGAAUGGAGGCCGUUUAUUCAGAUUAUCUACGUAAUCACGAUGCAGCAAACAGGACUCUCGAGGCCCUUCUGAAGAACAAAAACGUCAACAUCUGGCUGAAGGAAUGCCGCGAGUGGGCUGCCGACCUUACAUCUGCAUGGAAUCUAGACUCUCUACUAGUGAAGCCCGUCCAGCGCAUUCUAAAAUACCCGCUCCUUUUGACCGAGCUACUUAGCGCAACUCCUGCCGACCAUCCGGACCAUGCUGCGAUAUCAAGCGCCCUUGCCGCUACAACCGCUAUCUCCGUACGAAUAAACGAGAUGAAGAAACGCGCCGAUCUCGUCGGCCAGGUUGUUGGAAAUAGUCGUAAACGCAAAGAAUCCGAUGUUCGCGCCGGCCUAUCCAAGGCCUUUGGUCGACGUACCGAGAAAUUAAAACAACACGUCGGUAUCACGGAAAUGUUCUCGGAUAAAGACUAUGAUUCGCUCAGUCAACGGUUUGGAGAUAACUUCUUCCAGCUGCAGCUUGUCAUGCGUGAUGUGGAAGGGUAUCUAGGUGAGGUGCAGACUUCUAUGGGCAAGUUUAACGAGUUUAUCGUUGCUGUUGAGGGAUAUAUUACGCUCGCGCCGUCGAACUAUCCCGAGCUGGAGAGUAAAUGGUGUCGUUUCCGGUUGGCGGUUAAAGAUGUUAUGGCCGUCGCAUUGGUGGAUCAUGUCGCGCAAGUUCGAAAGAGCGUUGUAACUCCGAUGGUUACACUGUUGAAACUCCACGACGGCCCGCAACGAGUCAUGCAAAAGCGUAACAAGCGGCUAAUGGAUUACGUCAAGUACAAAGCCAUCAAGGACCGAGGGGAUAAGCCAGAUAAGAAAAUCACAGAGCAAGGAGAGCAGUUCGUUGCGCUCAAUAUGGCGUUGAAAGACGAAUUGCCGCGACUCUUAUCCCUUACCGGCAAAUUGAUGGAAGCGUGCUUGAAUGCCUUCGUCCAAACCCAGGCCACAUGGCUCACCCUCGUGCAGAAGAGACUGGGCUAUACCAUCGACAGACUACCUCAGGACAUCAAUCAGAUCAUCAGCGACUGGUCGGGCGACUUCUCCUUCAGCGAAGCCCAAGUACUGUCCCUGGGGGUCUGCAAUGGCUCUAUCCUCGCAGACACAACACUUGUAAACAACUAUAGCUCCCCACCACCUUCUCAUGGAGCCGAUACCACCUCCUCCCGCCGCCCGUCAACAGUCAACAGCGCAACCGGUCGAACAUUCUCCGGUGAAUCAGGCAAUUCCCCCAAAGUCUCACACGACUUUGGCUCACGGAGUCCAGAGCACUCAAUCCAAACUCCUCCAAGCACCGGCUUCAUGCAACAUGGAAAUGGAUCUUAUGUAUUUCAAACAUCUGAUUCCCGCACACGCGCUAACUCUACGUAUUCUGUCGGACCACCGGCAUUAUCCAACGGCCAUAUCCCCUCGAUACCGUCAAUAAUUAAUCCGUCUACCCGCUCCAGCGUCACGGGGCCCAGUGGUACCACCAACGCAUCAUUCCGAAUGUCUGACACCUCGCCGAAACUUCCCCAGCUCGCCCUAGACACGCCUCGCCUCGAGUUCUUCCCAGACCACCUGAUGAGCAGCAGCCGUUUCAACAUCAACGUCAACGGCCUGAGUAACAACACAGCUCCAGAUCCGGCCGACCAUCCUUCCUCCCCCUCAGCGCCGCGAUACUCAGGCUUCUUCUCUUCAGCUAUGCCAAUGCCCGAAACCCCCGAACCUUCUCGCUUCGUAGCACCAGAAAGCCACAACAGCGUUGGCAGCAGCAGCAUCAACCCCAGUACCAUUGCCAGCACAAGUGCGCAUACCAGCUUCAGCUCAGCGCCCAAGGAACCCUCCAUCCUCUUCCUGGCCGCUAGUAUGUUCGAGUUCAAUAUCGACCGCGCCCGCCGCGAGGCAGGGUAUCCGUACCUAACCUAUGUGGCUGGCGAGAUAUUCGAUGUCAUCGGCGAAAAAGGAGACCUUUGGCUUGCUCGAAACCAAGACGAUCCAACGCAUCAGGUCGGUUGGAUUUGGACGAAGCAUUUCGCCAAGCUAGCCGGCUAA